Messenger RNA from Ruditapes philippinarum (Manila clam), 544 nucleotides. RefSeq lists its product as uncharacterized. The transcript has 3 exons. The record is from RefSeq and is a predicted model, not a curated record. Bases 177 to 509 code for a protein of 110 amino acids. Lineage: Eukaryota; Metazoa; Mollusca; Bivalvia; Venerida; Veneridae.
UUAUCUCUAAAUAACAUAAAAUUAGUAACUUUCUUUUUAAAUCAAUAAACUGAAAACGUCAUAUUGUUUUAAAACUACCAUGUCGACGGAAUACUUUUGUGAAAACAAUAUGGCCGCCUUUAUUUAUUAUGAUUAAAAUUAGAUAUUGUCAUUUAUGAUACAAAAAAGACAAGAAAAUGAGAGACUUAUUUGUUGUUAGUGUUCUGUUCAUUUUAAAAGCCAAUGGUCAGUGUAACAUACCUUCGCCAUUUGCAAGUUCAACAUGGCUCGACAGUACACGUGGUACAAUCACAUUCGACACGACGACAAUGAAUGGUUGGGGCGUCACAGUUUUUAAUCAGCAGCGAAGCUCGUGGGAAUGUGUUGACAGUUCAGAUUCUAGCACACUAGUUCUGAAAUCUACAACUUCAAUAUUGUAUUCCAACUCGCCGAUCUUCAUCUUCAUGUGUAUGAAGCUUACACAAAUAACUACAAACUCUUACAGUUAUAAGUUACAACAAGGUAUGUAGUGGAACUUAAUUAGAUAGAAUACAAUAAACUGUUG